Molecule: messenger RNA, 1601 nt
Organism: Siniperca chuatsi (mandarin fish)
Lineage: Eukaryota; Metazoa; Chordata; Actinopteri; Centrarchiformes; Sinipercidae
Exons: 8
Coding region: 119-1468 (449 amino acids)
Source: RefSeq, a predicted model, not a curated record
CACAGCACAGGGGUUUCCAUGGUGAGGCAUUGUAGCAUUUUUCACCUGCCUCAGAAGAGGAUGGCUAGCUUAACCAAAGAGGUACAGUAAUGUAAGAAGGACACUGGUGGUAUCCAACAUGACUGCAGUGGUAAAAACACUGAUCCAAGCCCAUCCUGUGGGCAAAGAGUUUCCCCUGUCUACCAACAUCCCAUUUAUGGACAGGAACAAUCCAGAUGCAUUCUCAACCUGUUUCCGGGAGGACUUCAAGACUUUUUCUUCCAAGAAGGCAGAACCUGCUCAUCAGCCCACCCCAGCCCAGAUGGACCACAAGGACUUGAGGCACAUCAAGGAGUACCUGACAGAGGCGAUGGUGUCCUACCAGCAUCUCCCAUUGCCACAGAUGACCCGCACCCCACGAUGCACCAAGCUUUACACCAACUUCAAGAUGCAAACAGACCCUGGGGAGGUUGCCUUGCUCACCACACAGUCAAAGAAAUUCUGGCCCCAGCCCUUCCAGCAUCCUCCCACUCCCAUCCAACAAACACUGGCCAUCAAGCAGAUCCAGCAAGUGGACAAGAUCCCAGAAAGCACCAACAAAGCCUCCUUCAUCCCACACCAUGGCUCUCAUGUUGUAAAAGCCACGGCUAAACAUCUAGAAGAGGGCUUUCCCACAAUCAAAGGGGACAGACGCCAUCGCAAUUUUGUCUCCCAGUACAACAAGACCUUCCUGGGAGCCUGGAGCAGAGCUGCUCAAUCUGUGGAAAAGCACACCUCCUCAGUGGCUAUGGGUGAUCCUGUGAAGAUUGCAGAAAGAGAGACGACCAAUGUUGCGUCAUUCAGCCGGCCCACUGUCUGCAGCCCACCUGUGGUUAAAGAGCGUUUGAAGCUCAACCUUGGAAAUUUCUCUAAGGACUCAUGGUCAUGCACAUCCAGAGAAGCGUUUUGUUACCACAAGCUAGGAGAUCCAGUUAUUCUGACAAGGGGGAACCAAAAUUUUAGUUCCUUACCCAAGGGUGACACUGACAUGAGGCGCAACAAAGACAGGAUGUCUACGACCACCAACAGAAUCUCCUUCUCUGAUCUAAACCACACAGAGUGUCCAGUGCAUGUGCCCGGGCCUGACCUGAUGACCAAAAGCCAUGUACAGUUCAGCCCACCCUACCUGUCAGGCCUGUACUAUACAACCACGACCAAAGAACACUACAGCAAACAGGACAGAGAGCGAGCUAGACCAGUCAUCCAGCUGCCAAGCAACAUACUGAGUGGACCAGAACAUGGGCUGAGCCUCAGCACCACCAAGUCUGAUUACCUCCCUUUGAAGACCUGCAGACAGAUACCUUGUCUGUCACAGCAGAGGACCAACAUCAGGUUUCCACUGGACCAUCAGCACUUCAGCACCACCCACAGUGAAGACUACACCGCCAAACCUUUUAUCUUGCAGCGUCCUGGCUGCAGCCAGUUAUUCUCUCAUUUUGUCAUCAAGUGACUGAGAAACACAAUUUGGUCACUUACUCUUGUGUUCUUGCCCAGCUCCUGAUAAAAGAUAUAGUCAAAUCAAGAGCCAAGAAUAGUUUUGCUGAAAUGUUUACAGAUAUGUUUCAAAUAUACAGUAUAUUCCA